AGUGAUAAAAAGCAUGGACUGUUGACCAAAAAAGAAAAGAAAAAAGAAGAAGCAUUGACUUACUCUCUAAUUAAUUGUUUAAUUAUUUAUAAUCCACAGAUAAUCUAGUGUUAGCUUAUUAAUUAUCCCCACGUCUCGCUUAAGAUAUUACAUUGCCUUUUUUGUUUUGUAUUAUUUGGGGGUAGGCUGAUCGUUUUGAGUUAGAAAAGAAAAGGGAAAAAGGCAUGUUCACCAGGUAAAAAGGAAAAAAGGCAUGUCUCCUAGUUUCGUUGGGAGACAAACCCCAAUAAUAAUAAUAAAAAUAAAAUUAUAGAAAUCCUUAACCCACAAGGAAAGAAGACCGCAAUAUAAACACAUUCAGUGAUCGAUUCACCACCAUGAUUGUUGUUGGCCUUCGUGAGUAGUUCAAUUCGACGUCUUCUUUUUUCUUCAACUGGUUCUUAUUCUGUCGCCACAGAAGAUGAAGAUGAAGCGAAAGAGAGAGCCAGUAAGCUUUCUUACUGUGGAACCCGAGUGCUGCCAUGAGGCCGUUCAGUUGUGGGGGAAUGCUAAUAAUACAAGGCGUCAACAAUCUAAUUUGACUGAAAAGGCAAGAAAGCACCUCUCUGCCAUGGGCUGGAAGUUUUGGUACACACUGCUUAAGCAUGGCAAGACUGAGUUGCGUUACGAGUCUCCAACCGGAAAACUCUACAACUCGCUACGAACCGCUUGCAAAGCCUACAUGCAAUCCCAAGGUGGAGGAGGAGUGUUUUCUGAAAGCAUUGGUUCGAAUUCCGUGGGGUGCUCUUCUAGUAAGGUUACAGCGCAAUCAACAUCAAUGGAAAGAUUACAAAAGAGAAAAGUCGAUGAAUCAUUUAAAAUUGAAGAUCAAAGUCCCAUGCCAAAACGAGGUAAGAUUCUUGCGGAUUUGAAAAGACUAAGAGAUCAGAAGAAAGCUAAUAGUCAGCAGGAUGAUAUAUCCACUGUGUGUCAAAAUGAUGAUCAGAGUGAUGAUAUAUGUACCGUGUGUCAUUAUGGGGGCGAGCUGAUCCUGUGUGAUAAGUGUCCAUCUGCAUUCCAUAUUAGUUGUCUUGGGUUGAAGGAACUGGCAGAUGGCGAUUGGUUAUGCCCAUCAUGUUGUUGUGGGAUGUGCGGGCAUGGAAAAUUUGAAGAAGGCAGCGGUGAAAAGCCCAAGGAUGAUAUGGAUAAUAGUAUGCUGAUAUGCAACCAAUGUGAGCAUAAAUAUCACAUUGGGUGCCUGAAGAAUGCAGGGGUUGUGAAAUUGAAAUGGGAUUCCAAGGGAAAUUGGUUUUGCAGCAGAAAUUGUGAAGACAUAUUUUUUAGCCUCAACGAGAUUUUGGGAAAACCGAUUCUGGUGGGUCCUGACAAUCUUACUUGGACACUGUUGAAGCCAUCUUCCUCUCAUUCUGAUAGGGAGGACUUGACAGAAAAUUACAGAAAACUCAAUUUGGCUCUGAGUGUGAUGCAUGAGUGUUUUGAGCCUUCUAGGGACCCUUACACCAAAAGGGACAUUGUUGAGGAUAUUAUUUUCAACAGAGAGUCAGAGCUGAGCCGCUUGAAUUUCAAAAGGUUUUACACAAUUGUUUUGGAGAGAGAUGAGGAAUUGAUUAGUGUGGCCACUGUAAGGAUCUACAUGGAGGUUGCAGAAGUACCUCUUGUUGCCACUAGGUUCCAUUAUCGUAGACUCGGAAUGUGCGGUAUUUUGAUGAAGGAGCUUGAGAAACAGCUCAUGAAGAUGGGAGUUGGAAGGUUGACUUUGCCUUCUGCUCCAAGCGCACUCGAUACAUGGACCACUUCAUUUGGGUUUUCAAAAAUGAAGGUGGAUGAGAGGUUGCAGUUUCUGAGUUAUACUUUAUUGGAUUUCCAGGGUACUAUUAUGUGCCAUAAACUCUUGAGACAUAGCGAUACUGACGGAUCGACCAGUGCCAACUCUACAGUAACUCAGGCAGAAGACAAACAGCUGGAGAAUGGAGCUUUAGACCAUGAUCGCAAGUUUUUGAUUGAUGAUGUUGAUAGCAUGUUUUUGGACAUUAACAACCCAGGUUUCUUAUCAUGGCACAUGGGUUUAGGCUGAUUCCAGAAUCUUAUAAGGGCAGCAAAAACAUAAAAUGUAAGGAUUAUAAUUGUGCCUAUCAAGUAAAGCCUUUUGGAUCUUAAAGCAAAACAGAAAACUCCAGGC
Prunus avium (sweet cherry) is the source of this 2179-nucleotide messenger RNA. Its product is annotated as Acyl-CoA N-acyltransferase with RING/FYVE/PHD-type zinc finger domain-containing protein. Gene Ontology annotation, molecular function: transcription corepressor activity; acyltransferase activity, transferring groups other than amino-acyl groups. NCBI's taxonomy places the organism in Eukaryota, Viridiplantae, Streptophyta, Magnoliopsida, Rosales, Rosaceae. The record is from RefSeq and is a predicted model, not a curated record. Gene Ontology annotation, biological process: regulation of transcription by RNA polymerase II; negative regulation of DNA-templated transcription. Gene Ontology annotation, cellular component: nucleus.